Camelina sativa (false flax) is the source of this 1388-nucleotide messenger RNA. Lineage: Eukaryota; Viridiplantae; Streptophyta; Magnoliopsida; Brassicales; Brassicaceae. The record is from RefSeq and is a predicted model, not a curated record.
AUACAAAACGGCCAAAGUGAAGCAGAACACUGUUUUAAAUGAUGUAAACCCCCUCUUAUAGUUUCAAACUUUCGGACAAAAUAGUACCUGCAAAAUAGAUAAAUGCAACUAUUACACUAUGACUCUGACCAAACCAAUUUUAUAAAGAGAAUAAAGAAAAAAGCACCAAAUCAUUAGUAGCUAACUUAUUAAGAGGUUCAGUUGAAUAGAUCGCAAACUCAACUAAAUCAAAACAACAACAACAACAACUCCACACCAUUCUCAUCGCAUUAACCAUAUGCUCCAAUGCUUCUUUAUAUAAACUCAUCAUUCAUCGAAUAAUAUCAAACACAAACAACAUCGCAAGCCAAAGAUAACUUGAGAAUCCAAACCAAAGAGUAAAAUGGCCAAAGCUCUUCACAUAAUCAUCCUUCUGUUCCUCACAUCCUUCAAUCUCCUCGCAGUCAUCAACUCGGUUAGAAUUCUUGACGAGAUCCAACCUCAGCCUCAGUUAAUCCCUACAGGCCAAAUCCCCACGGUGGCUCCAACUGAAGCCGAGGAGGAUGAUGGCACCGAUGACAACCCAGUACCAGCAACCACAACAAGUACUGCAUCAGCAGUAACUGUCUCAGCCGGUCCAGCUGGUGCCACAGCGGGUGAACACGAGCCUUUACUAGAGUUCUUCAUGCACGAUGUGCUAGGCGGGUCUCACCCAUCGGCUCGUGUGGUUACCGGAAUAGUAGCUCAAACUGAAGUGAACGGAAUACCAUUCUCAAAGGCCAGCAACAGCAUUUUCCCAGUUGACAAUGGAGUCCCACUGGUCAACUCAAACAACAUCAACAGUGUUAUUAACCCAAACACAGCUCCACUUCUCACAGGACUUGGCGGUGCUCAAACCUCCACCGUAAUCCAAAACACUAAUGGGAAUUCCAACGAUGCUCUUAGCGCCAACAAUCUCCCUUUUGUAACCGCUGGAAACCUCCCUCCUGGUGCUGCCCUCCAGCAUCUCAUGUUCGGAACCAUAACUGUUGUGGACGAUGAGCUAACUGAAAGCCACGAGCUUGGCUCAGCUGUUAUAGGGAGAGCUCAAGGCUUUUACUUGGCCAGUUCCUUGGACGGCACAAGCCAAACUCUUUCUCUGACCGUAUUGCUACAUGGAGAGCACGACCAUCAUGACACUUUAGAUGAUGCCAUUAGUUUCUUUGGAGUUCACCGGACCGCCUCUCAUGCCUCCCAGAUUGCAGUUAUUGGCGGGACUGGGAAGUUCGAGCACGCUAAAGGGUAUGCCAUAGUGGAAACUCUGCAUAACCAGGACAACCAGCAUAUCACUGAUGGUCAAGACACCAUCCUCCAUUUCAGUGUAUACCUCACCUACAAAGCUUGAAGACAAAAUGAGACUUAAACAAGAA